Hibiscus syriacus is the source of this 1873-nucleotide messenger RNA. Its product is annotated as phosphoacetylglucosamine mutase-like. The record is from RefSeq and is a predicted model, not a curated record. The transcript is spliced from 10 exons. Gene Ontology annotation, molecular function: phosphoacetylglucosamine mutase activity. NCBI's taxonomy places the organism in Eukaryota, Viridiplantae, Streptophyta, Magnoliopsida, Malvales, Malvaceae. Gene Ontology annotation, biological process: carbohydrate metabolic process; UDP-N-acetylglucosamine biosynthetic process. The coding region runs from base 153 to 1838 and encodes 561 amino acids.
AUUUGGAGACAAUCAUCAGAGGCCUGACUCACUGUAGCUUGGUUGAAUCACCAAGCCGGACUGGUCUGCUUGUUGGAUAAUUAGAACUUCCACUAAUAUAUUUUCUGGUUUUGAAUUUUAAUCAAAUCCAGGAGUUUGAUACUUUUGACACCAUGAAAGAAGAACAAAGCUUACUCAUUCUCCAGUCCGCUUCUCUUUUUGCUCAUCCUGAAGGAGUGAAGCUAUCGUAUGGGACAGCAGGAUUCAGGGCAGAUGCAUCGAUUCUUAAAUCGACGGUUCACAGGGUUGGGAUGUUGUCUGCUUUGAGAUCGAUCAAAACCCAAUCAGUGGUUGGAUUGAUGAUCACUGCUUCACAUAAUAAAGUCACUGACAAUGGAGUCAAAAUCGUUGAUCACAGUGGUGGAAUGCUCUCUCAAGAAUGGGAACCUUUUGCCGAUCAGCUCGCCAAUGCCGAAACUCCUGAAGCUCUCCUCUCACUCAUAACAGAAUUCAUAGAGAAGGAAAAAAUUCCGUUUGACGGAGUGCAGACUGCGGAGAUCUUGUUGGGAAGAGAUACACGGCCUAGUGGAGAAUCUCUCCUCGAAGCUGCAAUGCAGGGAAUAAGUUCAAUUUUUGGAGCCAUUGCGCUUGAUUUGGGAAUUUUAACAACCCCACAGCUGCAUUGGAUGGUUCGUGCUAGGAAUAAAGGCAUUGUAGCGACAGAACCUGCCUAUUUUGAACAGAUUUCAAGCUCUUUCAGGUGCCUGCUAGACUUGAUCCCAAAUGAAACCGAAAGCAACAAGAUGGAUAACAUAGUGGUGGUUGAUGGGGCUGAUGGUGUUGGUGGAGAGAAACUUGAAGUUUUGAAAAAUAUGUUGACCGGUUUAGUUAUCGAGGUUCGUAAUACUGGUAAAGGUGGAGGUCUACUGAAUGACGGGGUUGGUGCCGAUUAUGUACAAAAAGAGAAGGUUGUUCCACGUGGAUUUGGUUCCGAUGAUGUUGGAAUAAGGUGUGCAAGUUUGGAUGGUGAUGCUGAUCGCAUCGUAUUUUUUACGGUCCCAGAUAACAGCAGCAGCAGAAUUGAUCUUGUUGACGGGGACAAGAUAUUAUCCUUGUUUGCAUUAUUCAUCAAGGAGCAACUAAGUAUUCUGACCAUGGAGGGCAAUGAAAAUCCAAAAAAUAAUUCUGAAGCUCGACUUGGUGUUGUACAGACAGCUUAUGCUAAUGGAGCAUCCACUGAUUAUCUCAAACAGUUGGGUUUGGAAGUCAUUUUUACUCCUACAGGCGUAAAACACUUGCAUGAGAAAGCUGCUCAGUUUGAUAUUGGAAUCUAUUUUGAAGCCAACGGCCAUGGCACUAUCUUGUUCUCUGAAUCCUGGUUAUCUUGGUUAGAGGCCAGGAACAAUGAGCUCAGUUCGGUGUCUGAUGGAUCUGAACAACAGAAAGCUGCUCUAAGACUAAUCUCAGUCAGUAAAUUGAUCAACCCAGCCGUUGGAGAUGCUUUGAGUUGCUUGCUCUUGGUUGAGGCUAUUUUGCAACAUAAGGGUUGGUCCAUUCAUAAAUGGAACGAACUUUACCAGGAUUUACCUAGUCGACAACUUAAGGUCAAAGUUGUGGACAGAACAGCUGUUACAACAACAAAUGCAGAAACUAUAGCUGUUAGCCCCCCUGGCAUUCAAGAAGCUAUUGAUGCUGAAACUGUGAAGUAUCCUAAAGGGCGAUGUUUCAUACGACCAUCAGGCACAGAGGAUGUAAUUCGAGUUUAUGCAGAAGCUUCCACCCAAGAAGCUGCCGACAGCUUGGCCGAUUCCGUCGCCAAAAUAGUCGAUCGUUCUCUCGGCUUUGGCAGCUCUGAAUAGUAGCUUUCCAAAUCAUUUCAUAUUGUAAAAGAAAG